UACUUGAUCCUGGCCACCAUCAUCGCCAACUGCAUCGUACUGGCCCUGGAGCAGCACCUACCAGCCAGCGACAAGACACCUAUGUCAGAACGCCUGGUAAGAGUCUCAACACUCCUCCCUUUGGAUGAGAACUAAGGCUACGUCCCAAAUGGCACCCUAUUGCAGUGGUCAAAAGUAGUGCACUAAAUAGGGAAUAGGGUGCCAUUUGGAAUGCAACCCUAUUCCUUUCACACUUUCUCUUCCUUUACUUAGGGCUCCGAUUAAUAUACUUAUACAGUAUUGUCUUCUGUUUGUUUGCUGUAAAAGUGUAGAAUGUUAUUUAGGUGAUUUUCAAGAGGGAAAGAGGUAGUCAGACAGAGCGAAACAGAGAAUUCGCUCAGAGUCGUUGCUCAUUUAGAGUCUUCCACGAGUAGAGCUCAGUGAUGAGGGAACCCAGUCAUCCCUAACCUCCUCCUCCCAGUCAGAGGGCCCUGAGUACCAGACACAAAGCCAGGCAGCUGGGCCACCCACACCUCCAGUCCAUGGGAGAGCAGCACCCCUCCUCAUUAGUGCGUGGGUAUAUGGCGAUGUGUGUCUCCCUCUCCUCUCCCCUCUCAUUCUGUAAGUCAGCUGAGCCUCACACUGAGUGGCUUUGAUUCCCCCCUUUCCCUCUCCAGGCCCUCUGUUCCCCUGCCUUCGUUCCCCUGCCUUCUCACACGCGUCGUAUAGCUUAAACCCCUGUUUGAACUCAGCCAGUCGAGUCGUUUAACCAUUGCUGUUCUCCCUUUAAGCUGUGAAAUAUUGAAGCCAGGAGAGGCUGCUGUGCGGCCAUGGGAGGAUUGUGACGCUGCUUCUCUAAAAUAUCAUUUUUCAGCAUCUUGCACACACAGAUGUGGUCUUAAAGAUGUUGUGGCUCCUGGAGGAAUGGAGGAAAAUGCAUAAAAGGCGCUGCUGCAACAGCUUGUUGAAAUAAGGUUAAUGACCCUCAAAUGCAGCCGCCUGCUCCUGUUAUCUCCAUAAUAGUGAUGCAACAUCAGCAGCAGUGUAGUGGCACAAUAAAAAAGUUACUCGACACCUGAGAAACUGAUUAGUGUUAGUAGAGAGAAUACAUUUCCCCUCCUUCCUCCCGCUUUCUCUCAAGUAGAAGCAUGUAAUACAAGCGUCCUUGUAAUUAGAAAAACAAUAGGCUAUUUAUGGUCCAGGAUGAAUAGACUGGGGUGUGUCUGUUAAGUGGAGCUCCUGAUAAUAGAACAUUGUCAAAAGUCGUUGUUCUUCAGAUCCAUAGCAGAGAUUUACCCUUGCGGUCCCCUGUGAUUUCCAGUUUGCCCCUUCAGAGCCAUGUACUGUAGAUGGAGUGUUCAUUAUUCAUGAAUAUUUUACAUCUCUACAUUAUAGAUGUUAACACAGUCUACUGUAAAACAUCAUGCAUUUAUGGAUGGACCCCUCCAGCCUAGCCAUCAUGUAAGGCUUGGCAUAGCAUUGUUUUGUCUGCUAUCUUUUUAUAGCAGAUAGAGAUGCAAAGAUGUCAGUCUCAAUGCUUGUCAUUAGUGUCUUUCCUUACAUUAAAGCCCUGAGAGCAUCAGUGCUGUGUGGUCUUGAUAGACAGCAGCAAUCCCAGACUCGCUUCUCUGGCUGAACAACAAACCAGUUAUUUUAAAACACCAUUUCCUGCACCAUUUCCUGUUACAGUGACAAAUCAAACAGGUCUGUUAUUUUGCUUGUUGUUCAUUGUUGUUAGAUCUUACCUUAGAGCAAGUGAAAAGGUCACAGACCCUUUAACGCUGUUCUCAAGCCUGUCAAACUCGUUGUGAUUAUUUGCGUUGGAAAUCCUGGGUUGGUGAUUGAGGGUUGGGGUCGUGGAGCUGUGGAAAAAGAGAAAGGGAAAGAAAGAGAGAGAGGGAGGUUAGUGUAAGUUGUGAGAUAUCCUCUGCUAGUGCCUGUGUGUGUAGCAGCACCUCAGGCCUCCACUGACAUGAUAUUAAUGGAAGGGAAUGAAAAAGUGUCAUGUCAUACGUGCCUGCUCCAGCACUGCUUUGAACAAGAGCAAGAGUCAUCCUAGCUGCAAAUGGUUUUUUGCCCAGUGAAAAUCUCACUUUUAAAAGUUCAUAUUCUGUUAACUCAUAUACAAAUAAUGUUGACUUGUCCUAUACUCGUAUUUGUGGCCAAAGCAUAAAUUUGAGAAAAAAUACUUCAAAAAUCCCACCUCAAAUCUGUAUCUCAAACAGACAAUUUAAAAAAUGCUUGCUAUUUCUUCAUAUAACAUGUAUCCUCCCUGAGGAGGAUGAGCUGGCCAAUCAGCGGUCUACUUGCAUGAACAUUUUAAAUGACCGGUAUACGUCCACACCAUUCUGUUGUUGGGGUACGCCCACACCAUUUCAACACAGAAAAGCUGCUUUUUAACAUGCUUAAUUAUAAUUUUUUUGGAAGGAAAACUAUUUCACUCAUAUCGUGUAAGUAAUUAUAGAUUAUAGGUUAUAAAUCUGGAAACACUGGGCAGUUACUUUAAAUCUUCAUACCAUAAAAAUUGUUUGUUUAUGUUUUGAAUGUUUCGUUAGAUGCCUUUUGGAGACCAAAAAGCCUCAUCAAAUUAUAAUUUAUUGAUACAUUUUAAUCAUACUAAUUUGCCAUCAAUUAGUAAGAUUCGUUAAGAGUAAAAUGUAAGCUAUUAUCUUAUGUAAAUGAUAAUGUGAUAUGAUGGAUGCGUAAAUCACACUGAUAAAAUAUGAUCUCCAAGAUUACUGUUGGUCUUCUUGUGUAGGCUAUGUUUUCAACCCCUCUUUCUUCCUCUACCUUUCAUCCACCAAGAGAGCGUCCUAUUCCUCGACCCAUUCUCUGCAUGCUGGGUAGAAAAGUGAAGGAAACCAUCCCCCGUUCCUCUCUUUCACUCUCUUCCCCCUCUCUCUUCUGCCAUGCUUCAUUAACCUCUCUCUUACCUCUAACAAAAAGUUAUCUCUCCCUUGUUCCCUCUCUCUCUUUGCAGGAUGACACAGAGCCCUACUUUAUUGGAAUAUUCUGUUUCGAGGGCGGCAUUAAGAUCAUCGCCUUGGGCUUUGCAUUCCACAAAGGCUCGUACCUCCGCAACGGCUGGAACGUAAUGGACUUUGUGGUCGUCCUCACU
Molecule: messenger RNA, 3097 nt
Organism: Coregonus sp. 'balchen'
Lineage: Eukaryota; Metazoa; Chordata; Actinopteri; Salmoniformes; Salmonidae
Source: the annotation of a GenBank genome assembly